Messenger RNA from Perognathus longimembris pacificus (Pacific pocket mouse), 945 nucleotides. RefSeq names its product hydroxyacyl-thioester dehydratase type 2 (gene Htd2). The coding region runs from base 1 to 516 and encodes 171 amino acids. The transcript has 3 exons. NCBI's taxonomy places the organism in Eukaryota, Metazoa, Chordata, Mammalia, Rodentia, Heteromyidae. The record is from RefSeq and is a predicted model, not a curated record.
AUGCUGAAGAUGCUCCGGACAGUUUCCAGCCAACACCUUUGGUGGUGCAGGCUUCAGCGGGGACUCUGCCUGAGUCAGCCAGUGCUGACCCCGCCGUGCUUUCAGCACAUGCACCUGCGAGUUGGAGACCGGGCUGAGCUCAGCAGGGCCUUCACACACAGGGAUGUGGCUGCCUUCUCACAGUUAACUGGGGAUGACAAUCCUUUGCAUUUAAAUGAAGAUUUUGCAAAGCAUACCAAGUUUGGAAAGCCAAUUGUACAUGGUGUUCUGAUCAACGGACUUAUCUCAGCUCUUCUGGGUACUAAAAUGCCAGGGCCAGGCUGUGUAUUUCUUUCUCAGGAAAUUAACUUCCCGGCCCCAUUAUAUAUUGGAGAAGUUGUUUUAGCUUCUGCAGAAGUGAAAAAGCUAAAGCGGUUUCUUGCUGUUAUUUCAGUGUCAUGUUCUGUAAUAGAGAGCAAAAAGACUGUUAUGGAAGGCUGGGUUAAAGUUAUGAUCCCAGAAGCUCCCAGAUCCUGAAGUGUGUGUCCAGAGUUGCAAGUUCAGAUGCCAGUGCUCUUGUUACUAAAAAGCAGCUGAGGAAAGGGGCUGCAGUGGCUCAUAGACUCAAAGCCCUGUUGGGGAAGAGGAGCAGCAGACCCAUGGCUGUUCCAGGGCCCACUGUCCAGUUUGACCUUACCCUUUAUCCAGACUUGAUUGUGUAGGAUUUUAUCAUCUGCCUAGGUUAUUGAAGUUGAAAAGUAUUGAGUUUAUCUGAAUUUAUCUAAAAGUUCUACUAUUAGAAUUUCAAACAUAGAUUUGCACUAGAGAAUACUACCUACAUCUGUGCAGAAUAAGUUUCUCAUAGAAUUUCAAACUCUCAAAUGUUUAAUAACUGGAGCUGGGUGCUGGUGGCUUAAGUUUGCUACUCAGGAGCCUGAGAUCUGAGGAUCCCUAUUCAAAGCCAGC